Lates calcarifer (barramundi perch) is the source of this 4102-nucleotide messenger RNA. RefSeq names its product mediator of cell motility 1 (gene memo1). The transcript is spliced from 9 exons. The record is from RefSeq and is a predicted model, not a curated record. NCBI's taxonomy places the organism in Eukaryota, Metazoa, Chordata, Actinopteri, Centropomidae. The coding region runs from base 424 to 1317 and encodes 297 amino acids.
GUCAGAGACGCCCCUCACCUGGCUCGACAGACAAACCAGUAAUCCUCAGAUCCUGAGUGUGACAGCUUCUGCGCUUGGUUUUGCUCCUCCGGCUGUUCAGUAUUAGCACAAUACAAGCAUUUUGUAGUUUGUGCCUUUCCAGAUUUGCACGAUAAUUUCGCCAGGCGUUACACCAAUUGACUGUUAGCAGCUCUUUCCGGCUAACUUAUUAACCGGUAAACAACACAACGGCCAGCUGACGGAGCACUGAGCUGUUAGCCUACUAGCCCAGCUGUCUUUCCAGUCGGACUGCCCUUUGUCUUUACAAGCAAGUGAGCUAGCAGGCGUUGUUUCUUCUCUGGGUCAGCUAACACCGGCUUUUGCAAUUUUAUUUUUCGCCUGACAAGAGUUAAGCAAACCAAGAUAGGCGGCUUGGGAACCAAGAUGUCGAACCGAGUGGUGUGCAGAGAAGCAAGUCACGCCGGGAGCUGGUACUCUGCUUCGGGAUCCCAGCUGAAUGCACAACUAGAGGGCUGGCUGUCCCAAGCACAGUCCACGAUCAGACCUGCUAGAGCCAUCAUAGCGCCGCAUGCAGGGUAUACCUACUGUGGUGCUUGCGCAGCACAUGCCUACAAGCAGGUUGAUCCCUCUAUUACUCGUAGGGUGUUCAUCCUGGGACCUUCACACCAUGUGCCCCUCUCCCGCUGUGCCCUGUCACCUGCAGACAUCUAUAGAACACCUCUCUAUGACCUGAGAAUCGACCAGAAGGUUUAUGCUGACCUCUGGAAAACUGGGUUGUUUGAGCGGAUGAGUCUGCAGACAGAUGAAGAUGAGCACAGUAUUGAAAUGCACUUGCCUUACACUGCUAAAGCCAUGGAGAGCCACAAAGACGAGUUUAGCAUCGUCCCUGUGCUUGUGGGAGCCCUGAGUGAAUCUAAGGAGCAGGAAUAUGGGAAGCUGCUCAGCAAGUAUCUGGCAGACCCCUCCAACCUUUUCAUCAUCUCAUCUGACUUCUGCCACUGGGGUCAGCGGUUCCGUUACACAUACUAUGAUGAAUCUCAAGGGGAGAUCUACAGGUCUAUCGAGCAUCUUGAUAAAAUGGGGAUGGGCAUUAUAGAGCAGCUGGAUCCCAUGUCUUUCACCAACUACUUGAAGAAGUACCGCAACACCAUCUGUGGGCGUCACCCGAUUGGAGUGCUGCUAAAUGCUGUGGCUGAGCUGAGGAAGUCUGGUUUAGAAAUGAACUUCACUUUCCUGAACUACGCCCAGUCAAGUGAGUGCAGGAACUGGCAGGACAGCUCCGUGAGUUACGCUGCUGGGGCGCUCAUCGUUCAUUGAGGUCGACUUUCGCAGGGGCCACUGCAGCGCCGUCCUGUCCUUACUAUCUAUCGCCAUAACCUGACCCUGACACCCUCCCUCUCACCCCGCCCCACCUCCCCAGUUAUGCCCACUAUUUGCAGGAAGGACCUACACACUCGAAAGCCAAUACAGUCUUCUUUCUCUGUCUCUCCCUCGGCUCUCCUCCACCUUUCUCUCAGUUUGAAGUGUGUCUCAGAGCUUUUGGUUGAUACAUUUUGCUUGAAGUGCAGUUUUGAGAUUAUGUUGGAGCAAAUGGUUUGAGGAAAUGUGAGGAGUACAUAUUGAUUUGGCUCCGAGUAAGCGUUGGGGAGGGGGAAAUCUUAUUUGGGUUUUUGCAAGGACUGUAGUUGUCCUCUUAGUCCAGGGGUGUCAAACUCAAUUUCAUCUCGGGGCCACGUCACCAUUGUGGUUGACUUCAAAGGGCCAGUUCUAACUAUAAGACUAUAUUAAAUGUAUCUACUCUCUCAUACCACAUAAUUUCCUCUGCAAUCAAUUAUUAUUAGUUUUAAUAAUAACUUCACUUUCACCAGUCCAACCAAGCCAGUUAUUUACUACACAUGGCAGGCACGCCAUCGAUAAUAAGCCCCACCAACUUCAACUUGUAUUUUAUAAUGAUCAUAGUCUUUGGGUCACAUAAAAUGAAGUGGCAGGCCUUGAGUUUGACACCUCUGUCUUAGUCCCUUUUUCUUUUCCUGACAAAAGAUGAUGAGUUGUAAUGAAAUCUUUACAUUUGGACUCUUGGCAAUCUGUGCUCAUGUAAUUUGCCUCAGAAAAGGAAUGAAAAUAAAACUGCAGAUCUUAAUGGAGAAUACUGAAAUGUUGCCAGAUGAAAAUGAAACGAGUCUUUUGACUGACUGCUUUAAGCUACAUGCAACUUAAAUUUUGAAAAGUGUCAUAGGUAAUUACUACUGUCUCAUAACAUAUUGUAGUUGCUAACAAAGGGCUGCAACAAAGUUCACUAACCCCCUACUGUACAAAACCAAAAACAUUAUUACUCUCAUAUUAGUUUAUUAAAUAUUAUCGUUUACUCAUAUUAUAUUCCUUUUAUUUCUCCCUUUUUUAGUAGUUUUACUAGAUGUGAGUAUUUACUCAAGUAGUGUGUAGACUUGAUGAAAAGCAGUGCUGUCCAUUUAGCUCUAAAGCCAACAACAUGGUUUACCCGUUAAAUUAGUGCGUGCAACACUGCUCCCAGAUUCCAAUUAUACGCUUGUAGCAUUAUAGAUAUGUUCUACUAGGGCCAGACUGCAGCUGUGGGUGCCACCAAAAUGUAAUCAAAGCUGGAUAUUGUGUAAAUGACUCCAACACUUGACACCUCUAGUCUUUGUUUACACUGCCACCUUGAAUCUCUGUAGUUAUUGAAUUGUCCGUAUAGGAGACUUGAGCAAAGAUUUCCUUUUUUUUUUUUUGCUAGUCUUGUAGAAAAUGUCUUUUGUUACUUAUUCAGCAGAGUUUUUGUUUUGGCCUGAACAAAGUAGCAAGGUCAUAAAGGCAUAGACGGUCUGCUUAAAUUGUAGGAAGUGUUACUAAAUCUGUUUACUAGUUAAUAAUUAACAUGUCUUUUUGUUAAUAUGUUUUGAUUUAAGAAUGCCAAAUGUUAUUGGGAAGAUUUAAAGUCUUCAUCCUUAUUUCCCAGUUUUGUUACCUCUCAGUCAAUGAGAAUUCACCUCACUCUUGAGGAAGUAAGUUUUAAGAUCAGGGCACAGUCAUAAUCAUUUAGGUUUAAAAAUCUGUCCAGGAAAGUGACAGCUGUUGCUCCCUGCUCUAUUUUGGAUUUAUUGGAUGUGAACCUGUAAAAAACAACAACAUGAAUUUAUGAAAAGUCAAGCAAAAUGGUCACAGUCAUUAAGAAAAGAAAUGAAAAUGAAACGAAUCUUUUUCACAGUUAGUAGCUAGCUGUGUAGUCCAGCUGCCUGUAAUAUUUUCAUAGGUUAACAAACUGCACACAAAACCUGGUGAUUCAUAGUGGCAGUACAGGCUUUCAGUGACAGUACAUGACAGUCACAUCACUCAUCACUGACUGACUUUUGCUGCUGAAGUCAAGUAUUCCCAUUGAAAUGAUGCAGUCCUCUAACAUUGGUCCCCCUCUCUUGGCACCAUAAGCAUUAAGCUACGAUAUCUGGCUGAACCAAGUGAGCACAGACUGAAAGAUGAAUCCCCAGACUCACUUGACCUCUGACGUUUAAGGGAAACUAGUUAAGCAUGACACACUGUGCUAUUGUGCCUUUUAUCACUGUUGCACAUAUACAUAUAAAGCGUAUUCUCACUUUUAGUCUUAUUUUAGAAUGUGUAUUUUCAGUUUUUGUUUUUCCACAUGUACCCCCCCUUACUCCCCACCCCCCUUUUUUGCCCAGUGCCCGACAAUUGUCUCCAGCUCACCCAGCACUCCGGGAGUGUUUGACCUGUCCCUCUCAUCUGUUGGUCUAAAAUGGCACCAACUGUUAUCUCCUUUCUCCAGCAGGGAGUGGUGUUCUGUUUUCUCCACCUCACCUCAUUCCUGUAGAGAGAGACAAAGGCUGAACCUCAACACUGUUUUUUGUUUAUGGAUCUUUGUUUGUCUUUUAGAAAUGGUUUUUUGUAUUAUUAUGAUUUUUUUUCUUGCUUAGAGAAUGGGAACUUACACGUCACAAACCUAAAAUAUACUACUUAACUACUCCAUCAAUGGAGUUGUUUUGAUCUCAGGUUCCACUGACAAAGCAUCCCACAAGGCUCUUCAGAUGAGGCCGAGGAUUCAUGUUACAAAACAAGUAAAAUGUACUGAAAAGCA